This is a messenger RNA of Impatiens glandulifera, 1314 nucleotides long. Its product is annotated as keratin, type I cytoskeletal 9-like. The coding region runs from base 1 to 1314 and encodes 437 amino acids. NCBI's taxonomy places the organism in Eukaryota, Viridiplantae, Streptophyta, Magnoliopsida, Ericales, Balsaminaceae. The transcript has 4 exons. The record is from RefSeq and is a predicted model, not a curated record.
AUGGACUUAUCUGAUGAUGUUGCUGCAGAUAAAGAUGAGCAAGUUGCUGCUCAUCUAAUUGAACUUGGAAGUUUUUCUGCAGAAGAAAAUCAAGUUAUUGAAGAGCCUGUUCAUGAUCUUGUAACUCAAGAAGAAGAAGUGGUAAAAUCCCCUCCUGUCAGAAUAGAGGGAUCUCAAGAAAAAGAGGCUGAAGUCAGUCAGUCUGAGGUUGUCAGAUCAGAGGGGGAACUCUCAAAAGAUAAAGAAGCUGAGAGUAGUUCCUCAUCUGAGGGGGAACAAGACAAAAAUGCUCAAACUUUCAAGCCUCUAUCAUUUCCCAAUAUCAAUGCUGCUAAUGUUUAUGAGAACAUUCUUAAUCCUUAUCACAGUUCAGAGAACUUGCUCAAAAGAAUUAACAGUCCAAUUCAGACCAUUGAAGCAGAUUCGCAAGAUAACUCAUCCAAUGAAGGAUCUAUCCAUAGUUUUGCUGUUGAAAACCCAACAGGAUCUUCAGCUGACGGUACAAGGCUCAUGAAGUCGAUGUCAACAUUGUUGUCAACGCUCCAGAACAAUGUGGCAAUGAUGCAAUAUAACAUGACGAAAAUUAUGAAGGCCCAGAAGGAAGAAAAGAAGAAUCUUGCUGAUCUUGUUAAAAACCAUAAUGAGUUGGAGCUAACAUUGAAGAAAAAGACGUACGCGGUUGAAGUUUCCAAUACGAAUUUUGGAAGGUUAGAAAAGAAACUCUUCAGUCGACAAUCUGAAGGGAUGAGCUUUGAAAGACAGAUCAAUCUUGAUAAUCAAAGAGAGGUUAUAGAAGCAAUGGGCUUGAUUCAAAAUUCGCUUGUUGAAAUUCAAGGCAGUAUAAGAAGAACAGAUGCUGAAAGACUAGAGUAUAUUGACUCCAUUGCAAGGAAAUUUCAAGCUGAAGAGAAUGCGAAAGCUGAUGCUGAGAAAGAACAAAAUACCAUCACUCAGGGCAAUGCUUUUAGAGAAAGAAGAGGUGACGGUGUAGCAACUGACACCAAAUCUAAGAGAAUGCCAAAAAAUGAUGAAAACCCAAGGCCAACUAAAAGUGGCGGAGGACGAAGCGGCGGUGAUCGUGGAGGCCGAAGCAGCAGUGAUCGCGGAGGUCGUAAUACUGGUGAUCGCGGAGGUCGUAGUGGUAGUGUUCAAGGAGGCAGAAGUACUGGAAGCGAUCGUGGUGGGCGAACUGGUGGAAGUAGUCGUGGUGGACGCGGUCUUCCUCUGUUCCAAAACCUGCUAACUGGUGAAGGGAUGAGUGUUGAAGGAUUCACCUAUCCAAUUGAUCCUCGAGUGAAAAGAGAAGAUCAAUAA